AUGAACAACGGCGCGGUGGGUCACGUGACGGAGUCUGCUGUGGCUGAGCGAAGCGUGUUAGCAGAUUUUUCUAUUUUCAGUCAAACCCGGGGGACCCGGGACAAGACCCUGCCCACAAACACACACACCCCACAGCCACAGAAACAGAUACAGCCUACGGCAGAACAGAUUCGUUUAGCUCAGAUGAUCUACGACAAAAAUGACCCAGACUUUGAAGCCAAGCUCCAGCAGCUGAUUGAGGUCACAGGGAAAAGCCAGGACGAGUGUUUGGUGGCGCUCCAUGAUUGUAACGGAGAUGUAAACAGAGCCAUCCUCUUCCUCCUCGACAGCCCUUCUGACACACAGAACUCUUGGGAGACUGUGGGGAAGAAGAAAAGUCCCGGUAAAGAUGGUGCCGCCACAGACACAAAGGAGAAGAAAGGCGAUCGGGAGCAGAGUCGUGGCCGAGGAGCGUCCAACCGCAGAGGCCGAGGAGUGAGCCGGGGAAGGGAAGCUCGAGUGGAAGAAAAUGGCUUUGAUGUGGCUCCAGGAGAGAGGGGUGGAGAUCGUGGACGACGGGGGAGGGGCAGAGGGGCUGGAGGGGCAGGUGGUCGUGGACGAGGCAGAGGAGUAGCAGGAAGCAGGUUUUCCUCCCAGGGAAUGGGGACGUUCAAUCCUGCUGAUUAUACGGCCAACUCCGGAGGUCGUGGGGAAUCAUGGGAAGAUGGAAACGGACCUGCUGAAGGACCAUGGGGAGGAAAUAUGGAAGACUGGGCUUCAGAAGACUGGUCUGAAGAUCUAUCUGAGACCAAAGUAUUUACUGCCUCUUCUGCCCCUGUGAACCACCAAAAUGUGGACUUGUCUCAGCUGCUGCCGAAGCCUGGUGCCUCAGCUGUGGACUCUGACUUGGGAGCCAUCGUGGACUGUCCUUCAGCUGAAGAACUCGGCCAAAGCCUGGUUUUCACCAACUCUCACCAUAAUGGACGCACUGCAACACAGAGCUACGCACACGCCACCGCUAACAGCUACGCCCACGCGGCUUCUGGGAACUCCUCCUACGCCGCCACCGCCGGCUCCUCUUACGCUCACGCCGCUUUGUCGUCGGUGCUGGGCUCCGGUUUCGGGUCUCUAAACACGUCGAAGGCCAUGGACCUGAGGUCCUCGGAGCCACUGCCUGCUCCUCGGCAGAGUCAGAGGAGCAGUCACCCUCCUGCACUCGCCAAUGGACCAGGACACAUGUCCGGCCCCGGAUCCAUCGCGCUGCCCCCGGCCUCAGCAGAGAGCAAAACACCACGGCUGGAUAACGGCCCACUGCCCAUUCAUCACUUGGAGAUGAAGGCGCAGCCGGAGCCGUCCGCGGUGCUCAGUCAGCUGGCCCAGAGGCAGCCACACUCACUCCUCACCACCUCAGAGCCUAUAGGCCUGACACAGACCCACGCGCCCCAGGUCCCCACCCCCCCAGGUCACGAGGUAUCAUCUGUGCGAGAUGGAGCCUCUCCUGGAGUGAAGUUGUCUGGUUUAGACGGUCCGGUCACAGAAGCUCCUCAGAGGCAGAUCAGGGCUCAGAGGCGCCGUGUCCCACCUCCCUCAAAAAUUCCGUCGUCUGCUGUGGAGAUGCCAGGAUCCACAGAUAUCCCAGGGCUGGAUCUUCAAUUCGGGGCCCUGGACUUUGCCUCUGACUCUUCUGCUGCUGCUACAGUGGACAUGUCUCAGUCAGAGCGAAGCAGAGAGCCCCCUGCCUCCAUGCCCACCCCCGCCCCAGUGCAGUCUCAGCAGAGCAGCCUGUUCUCCAAGCCCAGUGCUGUCAGUGAGCACAUGAGUGGCUUGCCCUCCCUGCCCUCAUCAGUCUCCGAGUCGGCUUUCCCAUCUCCGUCUCUGGGUUUGCCUAGUGCCACGGCCCCUGCCUCCAUGGCUCUGCCCAGCGGUCUGUCCCAGCCCCCCUCCACCUCCAGUCCCAGUGUGAGCCGUGUAGAGGCCAGCCGCACUCUACCCCCUCAUCUGGGCUUCUCUCAGAGCAAAGACCUGCCCUCUUCUGGUCCUGGACCGCUGACGAAUGGAUACAGCAACAUGAAGGCACAAAGCACAGCAGAUGCAUCGAGGACUUCCAAAGCAGACUCUCCGGUCCUGAGCAGUGACAGCGGGCCCUCCCAUCACUCUCCCCCCGUGGUGACUCCCUCUCACUCUGCCCCCAUCUCCUCCCUCAGUCAUGUGACCAGCUCUCAUUCGUCAGGGUCUGCGCUGAUCACCAACUCUGCCACGAUGACCAUUGAUGACAGCAGUAGCAGCCUCCACACCUUCCCUUCGUCUUCCGCUACGGCCGUGCCCAGCAGCGCCUCUGUUCCCCUGUCCACGAGUUCAAACGGUCUGCACCCGUCUGCGGCUCCAGGACUGGCCCCUAACGGACCCUCCGCGGUUCACGCAAACACCUCCCUGUCUGCAGUCAACAACCGCGCCGCACCGCUGCUCACCUCCUCCUCCGGUAAAGCUCCUCCCAACCUGGCUCAGGGAGUUCCUCCUCUUUUGGCAAACCAGUACAUUAUGGGCCCUGGUGGCUUGCUCCCAGCUUACCCGCAGAUCUAUGGAUAUGAGGAUCUGCAGAUGCUGCAGUCUCGUCUCCCUAUGGACUACUAUGGUGUAACAUUCCCUGGCACAACAGCCACAAUGCCUGGCAGAGACGGAAUGGCCAACAACCCAUACUCUGGCGAAGCCACAAAGUUUGGGCGAAACGACUCGUCUUCCCCGGCCCCUCCCACCAGUCUGUCAUCAGGGGGGAUCCAGUCCCAGCAGCAGCAGCCCCAGCCCCAAAGCCAGAGCCAGGGACAAGGACAGAGCCAACAGGCCCAGAACCAGGCCUUCCUCAACCCCCCUCUGCCACCAGGCUACGGAUACACCGGUCUGCCAUACUACGCUGGCAUGCCGGGGGUGCCCUCUGCCUUCCAGUACGGCCCCACAGUGUUUGUACCUCCUGCCUCAGCCAAACAGCCAGCUCUGGGCCUGGCCACUCCCUCCAGCCAGUACCACCAGCAGCACCAGGGAGGCUACGGCCAGCACGCCUACGGAGCCGCAUUUGAUGACCUGUCCCAAGCCCACGCUGGGGACUACAGUAAGGGAGGGUACGGAAGCUCUGCCCAGACUCAGGCCAAGGCAGCGGGCAGCGCCCCAGGAAAAGCUCCAGGCCUGUCUGCCUCAGGGUCCAGUGGAGGAGUCCCCGACAUGGGAGGAUCCAUUUACAGCAAAACACAGUCUUUUGACAAACAGGGCUUCCACACGGGCACACCUCCUCCCUUCAGCCUGCCCUCUGCCCUGGGGGGAACUGGCCCCCUGAACCCUGGAGGGGCUCCUGGUUACGCUCCAGCUCCGUUCCUCCACAUUCUGCCCCCACAUCAACAACCUCACUCCCAGCUGCUGCACCACCACAUGGCCCAGGACGGACAGGGCGGUCCUCAGCGCGGCCAGGCCGGCACCAUGCAACAGAAGUCCCAAGGCAGCAAGUCCAGCUACGGAAACUCCCCCUACUGGACCAACUGA
Knipowitschia caucasica is the source of this 3507-nucleotide messenger RNA. The record is from the annotation of a GenBank genome assembly. NCBI's taxonomy places the organism in Eukaryota, Metazoa, Chordata, Actinopteri, Gobiiformes, Gobiidae.